This is a messenger RNA of Hypoxylon trugodes, 1154 nucleotides long. Its product is annotated as haloacid dehalogenase. Bases 165 to 980 code for a protein of 271 amino acids. The transcript has a single exon. The record is from RefSeq and is a predicted model, not a curated record. Gene Ontology annotation, molecular function: hydrolase activity, acting on halide bonds, in C-halide compounds. Lineage: Eukaryota; Fungi; Ascomycota; Sordariomycetes; Xylariales; Hypoxylaceae.
CCCCACCACUUUCCGAUGGCCGGAUCACAUCAUUAUUGAGAAAACCUAGCUAAGCUUGAACGAAGUAACUUCAGCCAGCUAGUAGUAGAUUCUAAGAGAAUAGUAAUUACAAUAUAAUAUUCAUUCAUAUAGACCAAGAGAAUCUACAGAUACAUAGGCGCAAAAUGACAUCCCAAGUACCAGAAGCUUUACGCAACGUGAAAGCCUUAACCUUCGAUGUCUUCGGCACGGUCGUCGACCACCGCACGACCGUAUGCCAAGAACUAAUCAAGCGGGCCCGGGAAAAGAUAGAAUCGCCCGCCUACAGCUCGCUCCCAGAACAAUCGCAGACUCGCCUAGAAGCUAUGACCGAGGACGACUGGGCUAAAUUUGGACAAGAAUGGAGGUACAGCUACUAUGUAUUCACGCGCUCAUUUGUACCGGGCGAAUCAGAAUGGAAAGACAUCGAUACGCACCACUACGAUGCGCUGCAUGUCUUACUACGGAACUGGGGCCUCACCGGUAUCUACGCGGAAGACGAGGUGCGGUUGCUAAGUCGAGUUUGGCAUAACCUCAAACCGUGGGACGAUUCCGCGGCAGGCAUCCAGCUGUUGGGGACUCGACUCGUCACAUCCACGCUGUCGAAUGGGAACCACGAGAUACUCCAGGAUCUCAACGCAUACGGAGAUCUCGGCUUCCGGGAGAUAAUCUCCACGGCCGAUUUUGGCGCGUACAAGCCGCAUCCGAGCACGUACCUGGGGGCUGCCGAGGCCCUUGGGCUUCGGCCCGAGGAGGUGGCCAUGGUCGCGGCUCAUUUAGGGGACCUUGCUGCUGCACGGUCGAACGGUCUUAGAACGAUCUAUGUCGAGCGGCCCCAGGAAGAAGCGUGGGGUUCCGAUGACCCACGUUACAAGGAAGCUUGUGGAUGGGUUGAUAUCUGGGUUGCUGAAGGCGAGGGCGGGUUUCUCGAAGUAGCUAGGAGACUCGGCAUAUCCGAGUGAAGUACGUGUUACUCCGCGGGAUCUCCUCGAUCUUAGUAUGAACGAAGGAUUCGAGAUCCGUGCUAUCCUUCGUGGGUGUAUUAUUCAUUAGCAAUUCGAAUGGUAGGUGACGUAUCAUGUAAAAAAAUGAUGAGGGAAGGGUUGAUAAACGUAACCAACAUUCGCGUAAGGAUA